AUGAAAAGUCCAAAAUCAACACUUAUUGGAAGUAAACAAAAGAUCCUAAGGUUAUUCACAAAGAAUUCAAAUGAAGAUCAAAGAAACAACAGAGGAAUAAAUAAUAAUGGUAGUAGUGAUAGUAAUAAUUGUAGACGAUCUAUUGCUAUAUCUUCGUCAUCAUCAUCUAUCAAUUUCAAUAUUAAUUGUAACAAUAUUGUAGCAAGAUCUAAAGCUGUGAGCACUACCAUCACCACAACCACUGCUACAAAAAAACUAUCAUUAACCAAUAUUACUUCUAUUAAUAAUAUUACCACAACCAUAAAUAAUAAUAGUAUCACCAUGACCACAUAUAAUAAAAAGGAUAAUAUUCUGGAUGAUGUAGAUGAAGGAUUCUAUACAUUAGAUGAAAAGGCUCCAAAAAUUGGUAAAAAAAUCAAUUUUGAUGAUGAUGAUCUCAACAAAUGUCACUUGUAUCUUGCACCUGGUGUCAUAUAUCAAGGGGCAAUGAAAUAUGGCGUAGAAAGUUUUUAUCAAAUGAAGGAUGGAAAGGGUGAAUGUGAAAAAAGGUAUUUGAAAGGUCAUGCAGAUAGUGUCUAUUGUAUUCAAUUUGAUGAUCAAAAAAUAGUUACUGGAUCAAGAGAUAAAACUGUCAAAUUUUGGGACAUCAAUACUGGAAUUUGUUUCCAGACAUUACAUGGACAUGACCUUUCAGUAUUGUGUUUACAUUAUAAUGAUAAAAUAAUGGUAACUGGAUCAAGUGAUGCUACCAUAAUUAUUUGGGAUUUGAAUGUUGAUAAUAUUCAAAGUAUUAAACAGAUCAUGAGACUGAAUGGACAUUCAGCUGGUGUUUUAGAUAUAUGUUUUGAUGAUAGAAAUAUUGUAUCAUGUUCAAAAGAUAGCACAAUCAAAGUAUGGAAUGUUAUUACUGGGGAAUUAAAGAGGACAUUAUAUGGCCAUCUUGGUCCUGUGAAUGCUGUACAACUUAAAGAUAGCAGAAUCAUAUCAGCUUCAGGUGAUGCAUUAAUAAAAUUAUGGGAUUUAAAUACUGGUGAAUGUAUAAGAGAUUUUGUUGGUCAUACACGUGGACUGGCAUGUGUACAGUUUGAUGGUAGGUGGGUGGUGUCAGGAUCAAAUGACAGAACCAUCAAAAUAUGGGAUGUGGAAACUGCUCAGUGCAUACGCACACUUAAGGGCCAUACUGAUCUGGUGAGAACAUUACAUUUUGAUGAGAAUAAGAUAGUCAGUGGAAGUUAUGAUCAAACUGUUAAAGUAUGGGAUCUUAAAACUGGUAAACAAUUAUUGGAUUUUCAUGAAGGUCAUACCAGUUGGGUGUUUGAUGUACAAUUCAACAGAACCAGAAUUGUUAGCACUAGUCAAGAUAAGAAAAUAUUAGUGAUGAAUUUUGCUGAAGAUUUGGACACAAAAUAUUUAUUAUGA
Messenger RNA from Entrophospora candida, 1419 nucleotides. Lineage: Eukaryota; Fungi; Glomeromycota; Glomeromycetes; Entrophosporales; Entrophosporaceae. The record is from the annotation of a GenBank genome assembly.